GCAUUAUCGGUUGUAGUUUUACAGAAGGAGGGGGCAUAUUGCGGCAAAGAGGGUUGGUUCCGCGGCAUGCGAAAAGAAAGGGCACCGAGUACGAUGCAUAUUGGGAGGUUUUACUGGAUCAACAGGAUUUGAAGGACAGGGUAGAAGCAUGUGGCUGCGGCUCAGCAGAUGGGCUUUUCCGGAGAGUUAUUUGCCCCGAGGCCGGUUCUGGAUGCAUGGUUGCAUAGGUGGUGAGUUGUUUGCUUUUGUUGGUUCGCUUGGGAGGUUGGUCGACCUUUUUUCGUUGCCGUACAUUCGAUUUUCCGCCCUUGUCUUACGCCGUCAUCUUCGGUUAGAUCUUCGUUUUUCUUUUCUUUUUACAUCUAUCCGCAUAGCAUUUUGUGGGGUUGGUACGGAAUUUGAGCUGAAACUGGGUGUAGAUGGCUUGGAAGGAGGCACACAUGGCUUUUCCACAAUGCAUCGGUUAGUUUUUGUUAGGACUAGGGUUUACAAUAUCCUUGCGGUGUUCAUGGUACGAGCGGGCCAAUUACGAAAGAAUCGAUUUCAGGACCAUUUGUCCAGGACUGCUCCACUUCCACGCAUGCUACUCGUACUGGACGCCUGAGAUGGCGGGCCUUGCAUGUCAGAUAUUAUGUACUCACGCCAGGAAAAGCGCUAGAACCUCGCAGUUUGAAAGGCUGCUUAUUC
Messenger RNA from Bipolaris sorokiniana ND90Pr, 687 nucleotides. RefSeq lists its product as uncharacterized. The record is from RefSeq and is a predicted model, not a curated record. The transcript has a single exon. NCBI's taxonomy places the organism in Eukaryota, Fungi, Ascomycota, Dothideomycetes, Pleosporales, Pleosporaceae. Bases 149 to 604 code for a protein of 151 amino acids.